GGCGCCGGCGGGCCCGAGGCCCGUCCGGGGGAUGGCGGGGACCCCGCGCCGUCCGGACGCCGAGGAGGCGGCGGAGGAGGCGGAGGCGGCGGAGGCGGCGGCGCGGCUGCGGGGGACGUUGCGGCAGCUGCUGGGCGGCGUGAGGGAGCGGCUGGCGGGAGCCCCGUCCUUGGAGGGCGCCGAGGACCUGCUCCUCCGCCUGGAGGAGACGGACGAGGACUUCCACAACUACGGGUUUGUGAAAUACCUCAGGCAGUACAUAUGCAACACCCUGGGAUCUCUGAUCGAAGAGGAAAUGGAAAAAUGCGCUGCGGCUCAGAAUCGGAGCGAAGGACUUGGCUAUGACACCCUGGUUCAGCACGUGACCAAAAGAACCCAAGAAUCUAAGGAGUAUAAGGAAAUGAUGCAUUCCCUGAAGAAUAUCAUGAUGGCGGCCGUGGAAUCUCUAAUCGACGAGUUUGAAGGAGAUCAGCUACGACGUAAAGAGACGCAAAAGAAAAUUCAGAAGGAGAAAUGCUACUGCGCGGACAACUGCUCUGACAGCGACUCCUCAUUCAACCAGAGUUAUAAAUUCAAUCAAGGGAAACUACAGUUAAUUGUAGAAAGGCUAGAACCUGGACAGCCUAAGGAGGUGCGGCACGAAGCGAUGCAGAUCCUGUGCUCGGCCCCCCCGUCCGACGUCCUGAACUGCGAGAACUGGCCCGUUCUUCGGGAAAAACUAACGGUGGCUCUCGCCGAUCCGGAUUUGGCAUUCAGCGACCGAAUUUUGAGAUUCUAUGCGCAGACGUUUACACUGUCACCUCUUCAUAUGACAAAGGAAAUUUAUACCAGCUUAGCAAAACAUUUGGAGUUGUACUUUCUCUCGGGGGAAAACCAUAUUCCUACCCUUUUGACUGGGGUAGACGUAACAAAUCCGAAUAUAGUCCGUCUGCUUAAAAAGGUCCGUCUUCUAAAUGAGUACCAGAAGGAGGCUCCAUCUUUCUGGAUUCGGUAUCCAGAGAAGUACAUGGAGGAGAUUGUGGGGAGCACUUUGUCUCUCUUGUCGGUUAAACAUGGUCAACGCCUGCUGGUCUCACCGAAGACUCUGGAACCGAUAUACUUCGUGGCACUGCUCGAUGUCAAAGCCGUGUGGUUCAAAAAGUGGAUGCACGCCCAUUACAGCAGAACUGUCGUUCUAAGACUCCUUGACAAGAAAUAUAAAUCUCUGAUUACAUCUUCGGUUCAGCAGUGCAUCCAGUACUCUGACUCGUGUGAGGUCAUGCGAUCUGACGAAACCCUGAGGCUUCAGCAGCAGUGUGGUAAUAAACAGAAGACUUUCUAUACGGGACAAGAAUUACAGUACAUUUAUUUUGUUCACUCACUGUGCCUUUUAGGAAGACUAUUGAUCUAUACCCAUGGCAGAAAGUUAUUUCCCAUAAAGUUGAAAAAUAGAAAAGAUUCAGUCACCCUCACGGACCUGCUGGUACUGUUUACGCGACUCAUCUAUUGUUCUCCAAGUUGUCCAAAGGUGAUACCUGCUGAGCACACAGACGACUACUCUCCUGCUAGCCUGGUGACCGAAGUGCUCCUCAUACUGUGCGACCAGAAAGAAUGCGCGACCGAGUGUGUCUAUAAGAGCACAGUGGUUGAUGCCCUGCUCCAGCCUAUUAAGAAUUUGAUGGCAGCAACAAAGGCUGCUCCGAAGUGUUCUGAAACGGCACUAAUUUAUAUAGGUGACAUUUUGGCAAGGAUUGCUUCAGUGGAUGAAGGCCUUGCCCUGCUUCUCUUUGGAGAAAAUGCAAGCUCUUCUAGAGAAGAAAGCCUUGCAGGUGCUCAUGUGGUUGCACAGUUUUCAAAGAAGCUCCUCGAUGAAGAUAUUCCUGUUAUGUCUGGAUCUGAACUGUUGCCUAUCGUUAAAGGAACUUUUAUUUUUGUUUGCCGCCAAAUGUAUAGUACUUGUGAAGGUCUACAGGUGUUAAUUCCUUAUGGCUUGCACGAGUCAAUCGCCGACGCGUGGAGAAAGACCAGUUUGCUUUCCGAGAGAAUUCCAACUCCUGUCGAGGGAUCUGACUCCAUCUCCUCUACCAGUCAGGAGUCCCAAAACCUCAUGGCAUGGGAAGAUAAUUUAUUAGAUGAUUUGUUAAGUUUUGCCGCUACUCCCAGAGGACUUUUACUUCUUCAGAAAACAGGUGCCAUUGAUGAAUGUGUGACAUUUAUGUUCAAUCGAUAUGCAAAAAAACAACAGGUCAGCAAGCGGGAAGAGUUUGACUAUGGAGUGAUAGUGACCCAAGUGGCAACGACAGCUGCGGGUGCAGUAGCUUUGCAGAAUUCAGGAUUUAUCGGUGCUCUCGUGACGGAACUGUGGGCCUUGCUGGAGUGCGGAAGAGACGACGUCGGAGUCACACACCCCAGAUCUACCCCAGUGGAUCCCAUUGACCGAAGUUGCCAGAAGUCUUUCCUAGCCCUGGUGAACUUGUUGUCCUCUCCGGCUGUUUAUGAACUGAUUGGAAACCAGGAUAUUCCAAAUAAAGCAGAAUAUUCACUUCGGGAGGUUCCUACGUGCAUUAUCGACCUCAUCGAUAGGCUUAUUGCUUUGAAUUCGGAAGCUAAGAUUCGCUCUUUAUUUAACUACGAACAGUCACAUAUCUUUGGUUUGAGGCUGUUAAGUGUGUUGUGCUGCGAUCUAGACACCCUUCUCCUCCUAGAGACUCAGUACCAAGUGUCCAAAAUGCUCCUGAAAGCCCAGGAGGAGAAUGUCACAGAGGCCCCCGAGGGUCACGGGAACUUCAUAAUUGAUGGUCUGUCAGUAGAGAGAAACCAUGUUCUGGUUAGAAUAAAUCUCAUUGGUGGACCACUAGAACGGAUAUUACCUCCCAGACUGCUCCAGAAGGGUCACGAUCCAUAUCCCUGGCCAAUGUUUUCGUCGUAUCCUGUGCCCAACUGCUAUCGGUCAGAAGCCGCUCGAAAACCUGAUGGAAAACAAGAUAGCGAUACUGGCGAGCUAACAUCAUCCUUCAAGAUCUCCGACAAACCCGGCGUCUGGAUCGACAGCUGCAGAAGGCAGUUUUGCAAAACCAUGAAAAUGAAACCCGGAGCCUUGAGUGGAGCCGCUUUGGCAGAAUUAAUGGAAAAAUUUGUGUUGCAUCUCUCGGAAACCCCAUCGGAGUGCUCCUUCACCACGGUAGAAUAUAAAGCUGCUGAUGUAAAUGUGAAGAAUGAAAGCCUUUCAUCUGUGCAGCAACUUGGCAUUAAAAUGACUGUCAGCUAUGGUAAAUUCCUCAAUCUUCUGAAGGAAGGUGCUGAGAAUGACCUUACACUGGUAUUAAAGCACUGUGGGAAAUUCCUGAAACAGCAACAAGCAGAUGUGAAGUCUUCGCUCCGCUGCCUCCGGGGUGGUUACCCCGGCCAUGACUGGUUUGUGUCUUCUGUAUUUAUGAUCAUGUCAGGAGACAAAGAGAAGACCUUUAAAUUUCUCCAGUGCUUCUCCCGACUUCUAACGUCAGCUUUCCUCUGGUUGCCACGGCUGCAUCUCUGGAGACACCUACCUCCCGACGUAGGGGAGUCGGGCAUGCAUCCAGUGUAUUUUUGCAGCGCUCACGGCAUCGAGAAGUUGCUUAAAGCAGAAGUGCCUCUCGUCUUUUCAGCUUUCCAGAUGUCCGGCUUCACACCCUCUCAGAUUUGUCAGCAGUGGCUAACUCAGUGCUUCUGGAAUUACCUGGACUGGGAGGAGAUUUGCCACUAUAUUGCAACGUGUGUUUUCCUGGGUCCUGACUACCAGGUCUAUCUGUGCGUGGCCAUAUUCAAACAUCUGCAGCAAGAUAUUCUUCAACACACUCAGACUCAGGAUCUCCAGGUCUUUCUGAAGGAAGAAGCAUUGCGUCGAUUUCGAGUGAGUGACUAUUUUGAGUACAUGGAAAGUCUGGAGCAGAACCACAGACCUGGGCUGCUGAGAGACAUGAGUAACAUCGCAGGGCAAAGCGCCUAGUUGAAGUCAACGUGCAUGGCUGGUCCAGGUUUUCCCUGGCAUACGCUUAAAGGGAUGCUGGGGGAAUUGUGUCGAUGGUCAUUAAAAUUCAGGCUUUUGAAUGUACUUAGUACAAAAUCAAUAAAGAAGGUCUUCCGAAUAUAAUAGAUCUUCAAGAAGACAUUUUCUAAAUCGGUGA
This is a messenger RNA of Ornithorhynchus anatinus (platypus), 4142 nucleotides long. It is a transcript of the gene TBC1D32, whose product is annotated as TBC1 domain family member 32. NCBI's taxonomy places the organism in Eukaryota, Metazoa, Chordata, Mammalia, Monotremata, Ornithorhynchidae. The record is from RefSeq and is a predicted model, not a curated record. Gene Ontology annotation, biological process: non-motile cilium assembly. The coding region runs from base 32 to 3964 and encodes 1310 amino acids. The transcript has 33 exons.